This is a messenger RNA of Lodderomyces oxycetoniae, 3339 nucleotides long. It is a transcript of the gene HGT18, whose product is annotated as Hgt18p. The transcript has 3 exons. Lineage: Eukaryota; Fungi; Ascomycota; Pichiomycetes; Serinales; Debaryomycetaceae. The record is from RefSeq and is a predicted model, not a curated record. Gene Ontology annotation, biological process: regulation of DNA-templated transcription; monosaccharide transmembrane transport. Gene Ontology annotation, molecular function: DNA-binding transcription factor activity, RNA polymerase II-specific; zinc ion binding; hexose transmembrane transporter activity. Gene Ontology annotation, cellular component: membrane. Bases 1 to 3339 code for a protein of 1112 amino acids.
AUGAUAGACGAGGAGGUUCAAACAAGCAAAGCGGAUAUCAAAGAGGAAUAUCGAAAUGAUUCCGUUGUUACAAAACCAAAACGUAUCAAGACUACGCGCGCCUGUACUCAUUGCCACAAGGCUCAUAUGACCUGUGAUCCAGGUCGGCCUUGCAAAAAGUGUAUCAAGAGAAAGCUAGCAAGCACUUGCCAAGAUGCACCUAGAAAGAGAAAAAAAUACCUAGAAGAUGUACCAAACUCGAGUUUGUUAGUGAGGCGUGUGAAUAGCCAUGAUGCAAAUUAUUCAAGUGAUACACAAACUCCGCUAACAACCUCCUUCCCAAAUCAACUGCAACAAGCACAUCUACCUACUUUGCAAGCACAAACACUACCGCAAAACCGAAUAGCUCAAUUUGAACCUCAACGAUUACUACAUUCAACUGCAAGUCAAGUGCCUAAUCACAUAACGUAUGAAGCAACAUUGUUUCAACAUAGUUCAACAUCGCCAGAAUUAGCUCAGCCAUCGCAUAAUGGCUAUAGCCUUCCAGAUAUAUAUGUCCUGCGAUCUGUUCCUCCCAAUAUGCCCCCACCACGCCAAACGGAAAUUCACCAUCCGCACCAGCCCCAGCCCCAGCCCCAGCCCCAGCCCCAGUCUCAGUAUUCUCCUGUUCCCGGAAACUCGUCAAACUCGAAUGCUCAACUAUAUAUGAAUUAUUCAAAGAAGACGAAAUUCCUAUCAACGGCAGCAGAUUUGGAAUACUCAACGCUAUCAAAUAUAUUGCAAGAUGCCAUGGGAGGUCAUCACACUACAUCAAACGAAGGAACCCCAAAUUCUAAUAAAUUUUCCCCCGUGCUAUCGCCACCUAAUGCACCUUCAACUGUAGUAGGGGGAACUUCACAGCAUCAACUUCUUUCUUCAUCAGAAGCAAGUGAGGCAAGAAAAGACGAAACGCAUGACACUGGACAAGCCAAGAUGCACACGCCAUCUCCACUGGAUUUUGCAAGGACCAGCUUAUUUGACAAAUCUACUUUUCCCAUAUGUGAUGAAAGUAUCAACCAAUAUUUUAUUGGCCAUACUGGUACCGAUCAUCAAAUAACCUAUUUCCCUGAUGUAAUUGCCUAUAUCGAGCAAAUGAAAAGUAACGACUACGCCGUUUACAAAGAAAAAAACUCAAAACUGUUACUAUCUUUUUCAAUCACGGGACUGACUGAACAAACUACGCAUCAGCAUGGUACCUCUGGAGGUACUACUACUACUACGACCACGAAUGACACGACUACUCCCACCCUUUUCAAAGAGCCAGAAGAGAUAUACGCCAAAGUUCAAAUGCCAUUUUCGUAUACGCCCGGUUAUCAUUCAUUGAUUGCAUAUUUGAGAAAACGUUUCUCCAAACCGAUGCUUGUCAAAAUGGCCCAGUCGAUGGCGGUUUAUAGACCAUCCUUCAUCGCUUGUACAAAUUCACUAAAAGAGCAUGAUUUGAUUUUUAUGGAACAAUGCUUUCAGCGAACACUACUAACGUAUCAUAACUUUAUCAAAAUUAGUGGAACUCCUACAAUUGUUUGGAGACGAACAGGAGAAAUUGCAUAUGUCGGAGACGAAUUUUGUAUACUUACAGGUUGGACAAAAGAAGAGCUACUUGGUAGCGGUAAUAAUGGUAAGAAGAGGUUCAUUGUAGAGCUUUUGGACGACGAGUCAGUUAUUGAAUAUUUUCAAGUUUUUUCAAGAAUUGCUUUUGGAGAUUUUUUGGGUGCUACGAUAACUGAAUGUACAUUAUUGACGCCCAAGAGAGAUGUAAAAAUAAGAACAGGGUGUAUAGGUUUUCAGGUUUGUCGAUCCAGUACCAUGGCAAUUACUAUGGCAUUUUCUACGCCUAGUUCAAAGCUAACAUCAAGUUUGAUAACAUCUGUUUCAAUAGUAUGCUUAGGGUCUCUACAAUUUGGAUACCACAUGGCAGAGUUAAACUCUCCAGAAUUGGUAUUGUCAUGUAGAAGAUCACAACCGGGCUCAGUACCUUAUGAAGAGUCGUUUUUUGGAUCAAGGGGUUUCAAACAGUGUAUUCCAAUGAGUCCCGAUCAAAUUGGACUCGUCACUUCUAUUUUUUCGAUUGGUGGAUUGAUAGGUUCAUUCUAUGUGGGGUAUGUCGCAGAUAAAUACGGUAGGAAAAUUACCAGCUAUUUGCAUUGUGCUUUGUACAUAUUGGGGUCUUUACUAAAUGGCUUGAGCAAUGAGUACGUUACUUUACUAAUUGGCAGGUUCAUUUGUGGGUUGGGCGCUGGAAUGGCGUUGGUUAUCACUGCUUUAUAUAUAAAUGAAGUUGCUCCAACUGAUUCUAAAGGGUUGUUAGGAUCCAUGAAUCAAGUAAGUAUCAAUGUGGGAAUUUUAUUCACGCAAAUGCUUUCAUUGAAAUGGUCAAAUGAUAAUGAUUGGAGAUGGUUAUUGAUUACAGCAGCAAUCGUGGCUAUGAUUAAUGUGCUUGUGUUGAUUUUUUACGUCUACGAGUCCCCGUUGUGGUUAGCCAAUCAAGGAAAUCGUGAUCAAGCGUUUACUGUACUACAUAAAUUGAGAGCAGGAAGUUAUUCACAAGUCACGGAAGAGGUUAAUAGUUGGAAAGACGGACACGACGAAAGCCCCGGGACUAGUAGUGUAGUUGAGAGCAGUGACAUCGAAGAUAACCCAUUUGGACAAGCGCAAGCGCAGUCCCAACAACAACAACAACAAAAGGCAACAGUCGUCUCAUUGAAGGAGUACAUCACAUCUCCAGAAUUCAAAAACUCUCGUAUUGCAUCUACUGGAGUCUUAGUUUUACAACAAUUUGACGGAAUCAACUCAAUAAUCUUUUAUGGGGUUUCUGUAUUGAUAUCCAUCUUUCCAAACCACUCAAUAUUGAUCAAUUGUUUGAUAUCCUUGGUGAAUGUGGUAGUGACUUUUGCUUCUGCAAAUGUGGUGGAUAGGUUAGGAAGGAAGCCAUUGCUAUUAACAUCGGUUUCCUUCUUAGGCAUUGCCACGAUAUUGAUAGGAUUGGGUAUAAUCUGGACCAAUUCAGUACUCUCAAUAGUGGGUACGUUUACUUACAUAACAUUUUUUGCAAUCGGAUUAGGCCCGAUCCCAUUCCUUUUGGUUGGCGAAGUCACUCAGACUCGAGCCAAAGCAACAGCUCAAAGCUUUGGUGUGAGUUUGAACUGGGUCGCAACUUUUAUUGUUGGAUACCUGUUCCCUGUACUAUUACACUCAAUUGGCGGUUCAGUCUACUUCAUAUUUACCGCAAUGUGUAUUUUCAGUGUUUGGUUUAUAAAGAACUAUGUUCCAGAGACAAAAGGUUUAUCAACUUACGCCGAAGUAUGGGAAAGGCCCCAUCCAUAA